Messenger RNA from Wasmannia auropunctata (little fire ant), 1960 nucleotides. RefSeq names its product cytochrome P450 4C1-like. The record is from RefSeq and is a predicted model, not a curated record. The transcript is spliced from 11 exons. Gene Ontology annotation, molecular function: heme binding; oxidoreductase activity, acting on paired donors, with incorporation or reduction of molecular oxygen; iron ion binding. The annotation marks the transcript as partial. NCBI's taxonomy places the organism in Eukaryota, Metazoa, Arthropoda, Insecta, Hymenoptera, Formicidae.
UACCAUUUCGCAUACAGUUCAGUUCCAAGAUCAAAGACCCAAAAAAACGGACAAUUUUUAAAGUCACUUUUUAUUAAUUUUUACACACGUCUAAACGACUCGCGGCUCGCGUCUACUACGGAUCUGCUCCCGAUCUUAUUUCGUUCUUCUCCGCGUACUUCUUCUAUCUUACUCGUCUUCUCAUUGACCUUUUACCAGUACGCCGCGGAGAGCCGCGCAGCGCGCGCAGUAAUACAUUAUAUAGAUAUCUCGCGUUUAGAUGUUUCGAGACGAUAGACGUUUUAAGACUUUUUUUGUUUCUUGCGACUAUACUUACGAAUGUUAAGGAAGGUUAUUGAUAAAGUUUAGAUAGUGGUCUUUGAGACAUUAUAAUUUGAAGAUUAAUCGGUUCGUAAUAAUAAUCUUCUUUUAUCAAGUAAGACAUAGAUAAAUGGAAAUUUCUAAAAAUAAGUUCUAAUCUCUUUACAACAGUAUUAAAUUCUGAAGCAAGUAGAAGAUUAUAGCCAUAAGUAAUCAUAAUACUUUUGAGACAUCAUGGGUAUUUUCUUCAAAAAAGCUACGCGGUUUGUGAGUUAGCUUCGUGUUUUGAAACAUCGUUAAAUGCAACGAUUUUCGUGGACGUUACAUUACUGCAUCAGGGCAAGAGACAACUUGAUACUGAACAUUAUUCAACGAUAUCUCGAGACACAAAGAUAACCAGCAAAUCACAUCAAUCAGCUUUCCUCAAUAAAUUGGACUUUUCCAGUUUGUUGAUAAACAUCAUUAAACAAGGGAAAAUCCAAUUACAAAAUUGUCUGUUAAAUUUAUUUGUUUGUUUAUGAUAUUGAAACAGCGAUUUGAUUUAAUCUGAAGCAAAUAUUAGCCACUUUAUAGUGAACGUGAAUCAAGAAUUAAAAAAGCAGAAAGAAAAUUAAUCUUAGAUUGAUCACCAGAUUAACAAACCAUGAUCGUUACUAUAUUGCUACUACUUGUCUUUAUUAUAUUGCUGUGUGAGUAUUACAUACAUUAUGGACCAAAAGGGCGACUUAUCAAUCUCAUACCAGGACCACUACACUAUCCAAUAAUUGGUUUUGCGUGGAACUUGCUAGAUUCACAAGAGAAUCUCUGGAAACUUUUGAACUAUAUGUGUGAUAAGUACUAUCCCAUUUUAAAACUUCAGAUAUUUCAUAUAUCUAUCGUAUCCAUCCGUCAUCCGGAUGAUCUGGAGACGAUACUAAAUAAUACAAAGCACAUCAAUAAAAGUUUGAUUUAUGACAUAUUAUUUCCUUGGUUCAACACGGGUCUUCUCACCAGUAAAGGUGUUAAAUGGCACUCGCGUCGAAAAAUAUUAACUCCAGCAUUUCAUUUUAAUAUAUUGCAGCAUUUUGUUGAAAUUCUGAUCGAGGAAAGCGAAAGUAUGACAAAAUCAUUGAAGAAUGUAGGAGACGCUGUUGUAAAAGAUUUAGUACCAUUUAUUAGUGAACAUACGCUGAAUGCAAUAUGCGAAACUGCCAUGGGCACUUCUCUACAACACCAUGGUGCGUUCCAGCAACGAUAUCGAGAAGCAGUUCACAAAAUGGGUGAAAUUAUCAUGUACCGAUUAAUGAGGCAAUGGCUAGCAAACGAUUGGAUCUUCUCAUUGACGCCAAAAGGUAAAGAGCAAGCCAAGACUCUGAAGAUACUACACGGAUUCACUGAAAAAAUUAUUGCGGAAAGGAAACUUUAUCAUGAACGUACAAAUUAUCAAUAUCUAAAAGAUUUAGAUAGUGAAACAAUGACAAAGAUGGAUCUAGAAAUGGUUGGAAUUCGGAAAAAGCGGCUUGUGAUGUUGGAUCUUCUAAUAGCGGCAUCUCGAGAGGGACUCUUAACUGAUUCAGAUAUCAGAGAGGAAGUGGAUACUUUUAUGUUUGAAGGUCACGAUACAACAGCAAAAGCUAUAUGCUUUGCUCUCUUAUUAUUAGCUGAGCACAAGGACAUUCAG